Molecule: messenger RNA, 1911 nt
Organism: Penicillium taxi
Lineage: Eukaryota; Fungi; Ascomycota; Eurotiomycetes; Eurotiales; Aspergillaceae
Gene: spb4
Product: ATP-dependent RNA helicase SPB4
Exons: 3
Coding region: 1-1911 (636 amino acids)
Cellular component (GO): nucleolus
Molecular function (GO): nucleic acid binding; ATP binding; RNA helicase activity
Source: RefSeq, a predicted model, not a curated record
AUGGCACCAAAGCCAACUUCAUCAUCUCGAGCAUGGGAUAGUCUUAAGCCAUCGCUAUCAGAAUGGACCCUCGAGGCUAUGUCCUCAAUGGGCUUCGCGCGCAUGACUCCAGUACAAGCCUCCACAAUUCCUUUAUUUAUGGCCCACAAGGAUGUAGUUGUGGAAGCAGUCACUGGUAGUGGAAAGACCCUUUCAUUCUUGAUUCCAGUCGUUGAAAAGCUUUUGCGACUUGAGGUGCCUAUCAAAAAGCAUCAUAUUGGUGCCAUCAUCAUAUCCCCGACAAGGGAGUUGGCGACACAAAUAUAUCAAGUUCUUCUUUCAUUGUUAGAAUUUCACCCUCCUUCGGCUGCUGCUAUCCAUCCACCCGAAGACGAUACGCCGCGCCCCAAAUCCUCAGCAGUCCUGAGAGUCGUCCCCCAACUGCUAUUGGGAGGAACAACAUCUCCUGCUGAGGAUCUCAGGUCUUUUCUCAAAGAAUCGCCGAACGUGUUAGUCUGUACGCCUGGCAGAUUACUUGAACUACUUUCGUCGCCCCAUGUCCACUGCCCGCAGUCUACAUUCGAAAUGCUUGUCCUGGACGAAGCCGAUAGACUCCUGGAUCUGGGUUUUAAGGAGGACCUACAAAGAAUUCUGCGUCAUCUACCUAAACAGCGCAGAACUGGUCUAUUUAGUGCCAGUAUCAGCGAAGCCGUUGAUCAGAUCGUGCGUGUUGGUCUACGCAAUCCUGUCAAGGUUGCUGUCAAGGUCAAGGGCGGUUCGGGGGCCGAAGACAAGCGCACACCUGCAAGUCUACAAAUGACCUAUCUGACAACGCCCCCAGCAUGCAAGUUCUCUGUGUUGAAACAAAUACUGUCCUCCAUACAGCCCACUCCGCAGAAAACCAUCUUUUUUGUGUCAACGUGCUCCAGUGUUGAUUACCUGACAAUGAUACUACCUCUCAUCAUAGGAGACGAGUUCCUCCUAGUACCUCUCCAUGGAAAGCACCCUGCCAAGGCUCGUCAAAAGAAUUUCAUUCGUUUCACCACCUCUACAACUCCCUCAAUCCUCUUGACUACCGACGUUGCAUCUCGCGGACUCGAUAUCCCAUCCGUUGAUCUAGUCGUGCAGAUUGACCCGCCAUCCGAUCCUAAGACUUUCAUUCACCGAUGCGGCCGAGCGGGUCGUGCGGGCCGCAGAGGUCUAAGCAUUGUUCUUCUUCAUCCUGGGCGUGAAGAAGAGUAUGUAUCCUUUUUGGAAGUGCGCAAAACGCCCGUGGCACCUUUCAAUCUCCCAAAUCCCAUCUCUGAUGCAAAUGCAGCCACCGCGACGCAGGCGGUUCGUUCGUUGAUUCAGCAAGACCGCGCUUUUUACGAUAAGGCCCAGCUGGCUUUCGUCAGCUGGUUCCGAGCUUAUAGCAAACAUCAAGCUAGCAGCAUCUUCCGUGUCCCAGAUCUCGACUGGGAAGCCCUGGGCAAAGCGUGGGGGCUUCUCAGACUACCCAAGAUGCCUGAGCUGCGCAGCUUUACCGGUGACAAAGCAUUAGGAGUAAGGAUCGACUGGGACAACUACGCAUACAAAGACAAACAGCGAGAAAAACGGCGGAAGGAAGUUUUGGAAGAGAUUGCCCAAGGAGAGGGCAAGCCUGGGCAUGAUUCACGCAAACGACCUGCAGGAGAGAGUGUGGCAUGGAGCCAGAAUCUAGAAUCACGCGAUAAGAAAUUCAGGCGGAAGGAAUCUAAACAAGCACGAAAAGAAAAGGAGCGAUGGGAUCAACUACCGGAAGACGAGAAGCAAAAGGCUCUGGAAACGAAACGGAUGGUCGAGGAAAUCCGUAUGAAGAAUGAACAGGAACGGUUAUUAAAACAGGCCUCACUCAAGACGGAUUCUUCGGGGCAUACAGCUGGUGACGAUGAUUUCGAGGGCUUUCAUUAG